CGACUGUUCACAUUGCAAGUCUGCAACAGUACCUAUACGAAGAGCUUACCAUUUCUUUCGGGCAUUUCUCAGCUCUUCAAGCAAUGGCGAGUGAGGUGGUUCUGUUGGAUUUCUGGCCGAGUAUGUUUGGAAUGAGGGUCAAAAUAGCACUAGCUGAAAAGGGUAUCAAGUACGAGUACAAAGAAGAAGACUUGAGGAACAAGAGCCCUCUUCUCCUGAAGAUGAACCCAGUUCACAAGAAAAUCCCAGUUUUAAUCCACAAUUCCAAUCCUGUGUGCGAGUCCUUAAUUGCAGUCCAGUACAUCGAUGAGGUCUGGAAGGAUAAAGCUCCAUUGUUGCCGUCUCAUCCCUACCAUAAAGCUCAAGCCAGGUUCUGGGCGGACUAUGUUGACAGGAAGAUAUAUAGUGGUGGGAGGAAAGUAUGGACGACAAAAGGAGAAAAACAGGAAGCAGCGAAGGAUGAAUUUAUAGAAAGUCUCAAGGUGUUAGAAGGAGAGCUUGAAGACAAACCUUACUUUGGUGGUGAGACCUUUGGAUUUGGAGUGAUACGUGAAGUAUGGACUUUUGAGAGGAGAAAGCCAGAAGGAGCCAAUUAAGAAUUUAUACAAAGCCCUCAGCAGCUGGUAGCAGACCUUGGAGACAAGUCUUACGUUGGUGGUAAGGGCUUUAGAUCUGUCUACAUGGCUCUCAUCCUCCCCUUUGGUGAUUCUACACCUGAGAUACCAGCCCCAACUUCAGCAUAAAGGCGUUCCGAGUGACAGCAUGGGCUGAGAGGCGCACGUUGAAGGGGAGCAUGUCCAAGUCUCUUCCUGACAAGCGCAAGGUCCAUGAGUUGGUUUUGCAGCUUAAAAAGAUGUUUGGGAUAGGUUAUAUCGCGGAGAAGCAUGAGCUCGAGCAAAGAUUUGCAUUUUUCCAGUGUUAUGCAUGGUUCUGUUCCAAUAUAUUUUGGCCUUCUGUCUAUAUGACUAAGGG
This is a messenger RNA of Ilex paraguariensis (yerba mate), 972 nucleotides long. The record is from the annotation of a GenBank genome assembly. Lineage: Eukaryota; Viridiplantae; Streptophyta; Magnoliopsida; Aquifoliales; Aquifoliaceae.